GCAGGCAAGAGUAGAAGGAGACGAUUUUGCAAGCAGCAUUAAAACCAUGCAUCAAGAUUGCUGCUUAUCAAUGAGAUAGAUUGGAAGGGGGGAACUUGUCCAGUGCAUAGACCCCCCCUCCAUCAUCUGUUCUGAGUAGGUGACAUCACUUCCUCCCCAGCCUGCCUCCUAUCUAAAAUCCUCCCCCUCCCCUGCCCGAGUCUCAGAUGCACCUCGGUUGAGUUGCCUCGGUGCACAGCAAGUCCUUCAGCCUCCAAGGACGUCCACCAGCAGGUUGUGUUUUCUCCCCUUCUUGUAUUUUCUCCCCAUCUCCGGCGGUUUCCCUGCCCCUGUGAUCUCCCCCUCUCCUCCUCUUUUCCCUUUCCAACCACCAUCCCCAAAAGAAGGGGCUGGGAAAUUCCUGCAGCGUUGGCAAGACCAAGACGAGCAUGCCCUCGCCCGGUGGCCCUCUUCUGCUGGCUCUGUGCCUCUGCCAAGCCCUUGCUCUGCCGUUAACCACCCAGCUGCCAGAGGAAAGUGAAAAGGUGACUAAAUGCAUCACUGAAAUCCUAGCAGACGUUCUUUCUGGGCCCAGCCCGAUACCAGUCACCAAAGACUGCCUGGAGAUUCUUCGGGAGGACGAGAGGGUCCUCGCCGUGCUUCACCACCAGCACCUCCUGACAGAACUGGAAGAAAUGGCACAUCGAGAAAAUAUGAAGCAUUACCUGGGGCAUGAAGGCAGCCGGGCUGGUUGGGAAGGAAAAAACGAGGAGGAGGAAGUGAAGAAGAGAGAUGAGAAGCCCAGCCAGCAGAGAGAAGCCACCUCCGAGAAGACGGAGGAGCAAAACGGAAGACGGAAGGAAGAAGCGCAGGAGGUGGAAGCGUAUGAGAAGACGGAGAAGACGGAAGAGAAAGUGAAGGAAGAGAAGGUCUCCCGAGGAGGAGAAAACCAUGAGGCUCUGGAAGAGCAGGUCAAGGAGCUGAUGGACAAGGAGAAGCAGGAAGAAGAGGAGAAGGAAGAAGAAGCGAGGAAGAGAAGGAGGUCCUCGGAGACGUGGUCUUCUAAGGAAUACUUUGGCCACAUCAGGAGGGAUCCGGGGCGCUCCAAAAUCCAGGAGGUGAUGCUUCGAGGAAACCAAGAUGGCAGGGAGAGGGGUGGUUUCGUUAAGAGGCGAUUUAGGCUGGAAGAGGGAAAGGAGAGUUCCGAAGAAGAGCCAAGGAAGGACCGCCAUGGAGGUCGCCAUCAUGAGGACUGGGAAGAAGAGGAGGAGGAGGAAGAAGAGACAGCUGAACUGGCCAAGAGAGUGGCUGAGAAGACCAGCGAUGAGGAGACAGCCCAGUUCGAAGAGGAAGAGAAAGGUCUCAAAAUGUCCAGUGCCCAGACUCACCUCCACGGAGGCAGGAAACCAUGGCAGGAAGAGGAAGAAGGCGGGAGGAGACACGGCCACCACCAUACGCCAGCUGGUUUGGACCUCAAGAAGAGACACCAGAAGGGCGCAGUCUAUCUGCAGGACAGACACCACGGCCGCGACAGGGAUGAAGAAGAGAGAGGGGCCAGUCCCAAAGAGGUCCUGGAGUUGGAGAAACUUGAAGAGAUCGAGCAGGAGUUGAAAAGGGCUGCUGAGAAGUUAGAGGAACUCAAGAGGGGGUGAUGAUUCUGUUGUGCUGGGAGCAAGGGGUGGUGGUGGCCGUUGAAGCCCUCUGCCCAGUCCUCUUCCUCCCUUACACACACCACCUCUGUAGAUAGAAUCUUUCUCUCUUCAGCUUGGCUUUGGACUGUUAAUGGGAGCUUUUCCUCGCUUGAAGCUAAAAUAAUGAUAAUAAUAAUUCCACACCCUGUGCUGCACCAGCAUCUUCCCUGAAAGCAGGGGUUGGCCAAAGGUGGCCCUCCCAGGCUGUUUGCUUGCCCCGGGACCUCUGAGACCCUCUCCUCCCCAAAACAACCAGUGAAAAAAAGAUGGAAUUGACACUCUCCAGGAUCCCUCUAGGAAUGACGAGGCACCUUUUUAAUGAAGGCUGCACACCCACCCACACACCCCUUUUAGGAUAUUAAGAUAUCCAUUUUUUGCAACCAGAAGGGGGGGGAGAACCAUCUUUAGAGGCCUCUGCAGGUCCCAGAUGAUGCCAAGAAAAGGAUCCCAGAGCUGAUAUCCCGAGCUUUAAGGGGAAGAGGAAUGAGACUCCUUGUGUGAAAAUGUGAUAGCACCUUGCUAUAAAGACAGUCCUUUAGAAAGACUCUGUUUCCUCUGCCUGGACUGUGCUGUUUUCCAGGACCUUGCUUGCCUCCACCAAGAUAACUCUGGUCACCACCUUAGUAGCCUCCUUUCUCCACCCCCAAGUGGUAAACCCACCCUGAGAUAUUUAGAGGCAAGCAAUGCAUCCUUUUAUAUGCAAUUCCGCCCUUCUAGCCACGGGUGGAGAAACCAGAGAGCCUCUAAACAUUUUGGGCUACAACUCCCGUAAUCCUCUAUUCCUGGCGAUGAUGGGGAAGAGCUUCUAGGAGAUAAAAUCCAAAUCAUCUUGAGAGCCAAAUGUUUCCAGGACUCAAGAGGACCUCUGGGGAUAAAACAGGGAGUUCUUACUAAACACAACCGGCCUGUAGUUUCCCAUACCUGCAAAAAACGCCCUGCUUAAAUCAAUGGAAGCUCCGUUUUAUAAAAGCAAUUCCCUUCCAGAGAGGAGGUGGCCUGUCACCUCUCUGUAGGAUUCACGAAUGUGCACUUGUGUUUUCCCCCCUCCGCGUCUGUGCUGUAAACACACCUCAUUUCUAUACAGGGUAGAAUUGCGUCCUUAAAUUUCAUCCUGCCCUUUUCCAGAUGAGG
Pogona vitticeps (central bearded dragon) is the source of this 2801-nucleotide messenger RNA. The record is from RefSeq and is a predicted model, not a curated record. Lineage: Eukaryota; Metazoa; Chordata; Lepidosauria; Squamata; Agamidae.